Messenger RNA from Anoplophora glabripennis (Asian longhorned beetle), 1971 nucleotides. It is a transcript of the gene Arl1, whose product is annotated as ADP-ribosylation factor-like protein 1. The record is from RefSeq and is a predicted model, not a curated record. Bases 157 to 699 code for a protein of 180 amino acids. Gene Ontology annotation, molecular function: GTP binding; GTPase activity. Gene Ontology annotation, biological process: vesicle-mediated transport; intracellular protein transport. NCBI's taxonomy places the organism in Eukaryota, Metazoa, Arthropoda, Insecta, Coleoptera, Cerambycidae. Gene Ontology annotation, cellular component: cytoplasm; Golgi apparatus. The transcript is spliced from 4 exons.
ACAACGGUGUGGUGAGAUUACACGUCAAACAAUCAUAAGAGUGAUUUUGAUUCUGUUUAUUUAUGAAAGUGUAAAUUAAAAUGUUUCAUUGACAUUAUAGUUCGUGUCCACUUAUAACAACAAAAAAAUAAUAAUAAUAAAAACAAACUUAUAACAAUGGGUGUCUUAUUUAGUUACUUUAAGAGCUUAAUAGGUGCUCGAGAGAUGAGGAUACUAAUACUAGGUUUAGAUGGUGCUGGAAAAACUACAAUUUUGUACAGGUUACAAGUAGGUGAAGUUGUAACGACUAUACCAACUAUAGGUUUCAAUGUCGAACAGGUUACAUAUAAGAAUCUUAAAUUUCAAGUAUGGGAUUUAGGUGGUCAAACUAGUAUUAGGCCAUAUUGGAGGUGUUACUAUAGCAAUACCGAUGCUAUUAUUUAUGUGGUGGACUCGGCAGAUAAAGAAAGAAUGGGCAUAUCAAAAGAUGAACUUUUUCAUAUGCUAAGGGAAGAAGAAUUAACAGACGCCAUUUUGGUGGUCUUAGCAAAUAAACAAGAUAUCCCUGGGUGCAUGUCCUUAAAGGAAGUGCACCAAGCCUUAGGCCUAGAAGCACUAAAAAAUAGAACUUUUCAAAUCUUCAAGACAUCAGCCACCAAAGGUGAAGGCUUAGAUAUGGCAAUGGAAUGGCUGGCAAAUGCGCUGAAGAAUCGGAAAUAACACUUUAUUUAUUUAUCUAAUCUAGUCUCCUAUACAGCACUAAACGAGAAGGUGCAAAUUUGUAUAAUACUUUCUGGAAACUGAAAAAUGCCUAUUUAAUGUAAAAUUUAAUUUUAUUGUAAGAUUUGAGGUCGUAUUUACUUUAAGUAUUUUCACAGAAGUAUGGUCAGGUUACAAAAUGCUGGAUGCAGCCAUCGACACAAACUGAUAUAUCCAAUUUUUUAGACAGGCUUUUCUUUAGAUAUAGUGUAGGUGCAUUUAAAAUGACAUUAUUGUGGUUUAUAUCCAUUUUCAAACACUGCUCAUGACCAAACGACUGGUUUGGAAUUAGAUCUAAAAGGAGUCGUUAAUGAAAAAUUACAAAUUAAUUCACUGUUCUUUGUUUUUCACUGCAUGUCGAGAAUGAAUAUCAUAAGAGGUACCUAUGUCAGUAUAUAAAAUUAAUAUGUUUACAUGCCCGUAAUAGGAUUAACGAAAUGUACAUUUUUUAUUCGAAUAUGUUUUGUGGCCUGACUGAUCGUCAUUCCAUUUGAUUUGUUGUUUUAUAGAUUCUGUCAAACACAUGCUAAUAAUUGUAAUAUUUAAUUAAUAAAUACAUCAUUCUCUGAAACAUCUAUAUUCUUACAUUUUGUACAUUCAAUAAAAUAUAGAUGUCCAAUAUUGUUUAUUAUUUAAUAAUAAAAACACAAAUUCAAAAUGAAGAUAUUUUUAUUAAAGCGAAGAGAACCAAACAUACUUCCUGGGAAAUACGAUACACUGAUAAAAUGUAAUGCCAUUUGUCAGAAACAAAAAAGAUAAAAACAAGUCAAAGUGUUUAAUAUUUAGAUAAAUAUGUAAAAGGUAAACAUUUGUUUUCUCAUUUUGGUAUAUUUUUAUUUGUGGCAAAUGAAUUUCAACCAAUAAUAACCACUUUAAUGUUGAUUUAAGGGCUGAAGCUACCAGAAUUUUGAAAAAAAAAUCAAUUUUUUGAUAAAUGGUUUAAAUAACGCUUUCUUAUGUGAAGAAUAAUGAAAAAAGUUUUAGGUACGGAAAGAAUUAGGAACACGAAUAUUUUCGAGGUGGAACGCUACCACUCGCAGCGUGCUACAGGAGUGCUUAUUGUAACUUGUGAGAAUGCGCGCGAUAGCUAUUACAGAGACUAAAUCCGUUAAUAACAGACCCUUCUGGCUAUACAGUCCUCUGAAAAAAGGUGUCGUUGCUUGCCAUCACCUAAAGCCACCAUUUUAUACUACCCAAAAACAUGUACAUACAAUAAACUCUUUUUGUUCUGGA